Molecule: messenger RNA, 3580 nt
Organism: Ictalurus furcatus (blue catfish)
Lineage: Eukaryota; Metazoa; Chordata; Actinopteri; Siluriformes; Ictaluridae
Gene: cnga2b
Product: cyclic nucleotide gated channel subunit alpha 2b
Exons: 5
Coding region: 480-2753 (757 amino acids)
Biological process (GO): monoatomic cation transmembrane transport
Cellular component (GO): intracellular cyclic nucleotide activated cation channel complex; plasma membrane
Molecular function (GO): intracellularly cAMP-activated cation channel activity; protein-containing complex binding; cGMP binding
Source: RefSeq, a predicted model, not a curated record
AAUAAUUUAAUGUAUUACAUCAUAUCAAACUUUUCCAGUUGAGAAAAAAGUUUUUCAGUGUUCUUACUUUCUUUCUUUUUUCUUUCUUUUAUUCUUUUAAUGAAAAAAUGUAACUUUUGAAAUAAAAAAAGUUUCAUCAACUUGUUUCAGGUCAAACAUAAAUUUUAUGGGUAAAAAAUUUUUAAAUUUAAAAAACCCUUCUUUCUUUUUUCUUUAUUUAUUUCUUUUUCUGUCUUCCUUCCUUCCUUUCUUUCCCUCUUUCUGUGUGUGUGUGUGAGAGAGAGAGAGUGUGUGUGUGAGAGAGAGAGAGUGUGUGUGUGUGUGUGUAGAUUUAGGUUAUCACUAUAGACACUGCAGCCCCAGGGAGCAGAUUGUUGUUGUACUAAGCAGCGAAUUCCCUCCACACACUGCGCCUAAUCUAACCCUGUGUGUGUGUGUGUGUGUGUGUGUGUGUGUGUGUGUGUGUGUGUGUGUGCAGGAUGACAGGUCAGGCUGCACUAGAGCGCUCUGUGUCCUCUCACCGUCUCUCUGUGAGGAGCAGACUGGAGGGUGAAGCUGAACGAGCUGAAAGCGCCAUCAGCAGGCUGGAAACAUCUCACAACCUCAUUACACUCCUCUUAUUGAUCUGUUUCUUUCUUCUGAGUCUUUCUUUCACUCUUUUCAUUUUCCUGUUUCUUUCUUUCUUUCUUUUAUUAGCUGCAGCGUGUCACCGCUCUCGAGCUUCCAAGUGCAGAAAUGCUCGAGGCCUUCACACAGAGGAGACCACUAGCCAGGCACACACACACACACACACACACACACACACACACACACACACAUGUGAAAACUUGUGGACUUAUUAUACAUGCCUCUCUCUCUCUCUCUCUCUCUCUCUCUCUUCCAGGUUGGUGAAUCUGGUGCUGUCUCUGAGAGAAUGGGCUCAUAAGAGUCUGGUGGAGGCGGAGCAGCGGCCCGACUCGUUUCUUGAGCGAUUCCGUGGACCCCAGGCUGCAAAUGAUCAAUCAGCUGCCCCCGCAGACGCCCCCAAGAAAACCUUCAAGUACACACACACACACACACACACACACACACGGGAGAGGUGGGAAGGCUUUGUCGUGUCCCAGUCUGAUAAUAUUUAUUAUUAUUGGCUGUUCUUCAUCGCCUUGGCUUCACUCUAUAACUGGAUCAUGCUGGUUGCCAGAGCGUGUUUCGAUCAACUACAGGACGAGAACUUCUUCCUGUGGGUGGGGCUGGAUUACCUCUGCGAUGUCAUUUACAUACUGGACACCUGUAUACGAUUGAGGACAGGAUACCUCGAGCAAGGUCUGCUGGUGAAAGACUUGGCCAAGUUGAGAGACAACUACAUUCGCACUCUGCAGUUUAAACUGGACUUUCUGUCCAUCCUGCCCACAGAGCUGCUCUUCUUCGUCACGGGGUACGUACCCCAACUUCGCUUCAACCGCCUACUCCGCUUCUCACGCAUGUUCGAGUUCUUCGAUCGCACCGAGACGCGCACCAACUACCCUAACGCCUUCCGCAUUUGCAACCUCGUCCUCUACAUCCUGGUCAUCAUCCACUGGAACGCGUGCAUCUAUUACGCCAUUUCCAAGGCCCUGGGGCUCAGCUCGGAUACGUGGGUGUAUUCCGGACAGAACAAAACACUAUCGUUCUGCUAUGUGUACUGCUUCUACUGGUCCACACUAACACUAACAACCAUUGGGGAAAUGCCCCCUCCAGUGAAGGAUGAGGAGUAUGUCUUUGUAGUUUUUGAUUUCCUGGUAGGCGUGCUGAUCUUCGCCACCAUCGUCGGUAACGUGGGUUCUAUGAUCGCCAACAUGAAUGCUACGAGGGCUGAGUUCCAAACACGCAUCGAUGCCAUCAAGCACUACAUGCACUUCCGCAAGGUUAACCGCACCCUCGAGACGCGCGUCAUCAAGUGGUUCGACUACCUCUGGACCAACAAGAAAACCGUGGACGAACAGGAGGUGCUGAAGAACCUUCCGGAUAAGCUGAGGGCCGAAAUCGCUAUCAAUGUCCACCUGGACACGCUGAAGAAAGUCCGUAUUUUUCAGGACUGUGAAGCCGGACUACUGGUGGAGCUGGUUCUGAAACUGCGUCCUCAAGUGUACAGUCCCGGGGACUACAUCUGCAGGAAGGGUGAUAUCGGGAAGGAAAUGUACAUCAUCAAGGAGGGGCAGCUAGCUGUGGUGGCGGAUGACGGUGUCACACAAUUCGCUUUGCUAACCGCCGGGGGUUGUUUCGGCGAAAUUAGCAUCCUCAAUAUUCAAGGUAGCAAGAUGGGCAACCGGCGCACGGCUAACAUACGUAGCAUCGGCUACUCGGACCUCUUCUGCCUCUCAAAAGACGACCUAAUGGAGGCUGUGGCAGAAUAUCCAGACGCUCAGAAGGUUCUGGAAGAGCGUGGAAGGGAAAUCCUGAGAAAGCAGGGCCUCCUGGAUGAGAGCGUAGCAGCUGGAGGGCUAGGUGUCAUAGACACAGAAGAGAGAGUGGAGCGCUUGGAUGCAUCUCUGGAUAUCCUGCAGACACGCUUCGCCCGCUUGUUAGGGGAAUUCACGAGCACACAGCGUCGUCUCAAACAACGAAUCACAGCACUUGAGAGGCAACUGUGUCACACGGGACUCGGGCUGCUGUCGGACAAUGAGGCGGAAGGAGAACACGCUGGUGUUCCUACACAUACACAUGCAGACAUACACACGCAACCCGAAACACACACACGGACUUCAGCUGAAACGAACUCUGAAGAGGAGAAGUAAAAGUGCUUUCAUACAUAUAGUAAUGAAGCUCAAUAUUUUUUUCUUUUUACCCUUUGUUUGUUCUGUAUGUUUGUAUGUGUGUGUUUGUACAUAUGUGUGUCUGACUAACAUUCUUUUUUUUCUUCUUUUUUUUUAAAACCAAAUGUGUGUAGUAGCUGAAAUACUGGGCUAUGUUGAAGCAUACAUGCUCUUUGCCCAUGUAACAAGUGAAUGACUGACACUAUAUUGGAAGUGUUCUGAAAUUAACUAGUCAGGUUUGUGCCUCAUGUCUCAAACCAUUUAUUAAGUAAGCAAGCAAGGUGUAUAUAUUCAUAAUAAAGUACGCAUGAAUUAUAAACCACCUGAAUCUGAUUUCUUAAGAGAAUUUGAAUGGAAUUUCAAGGGUUUUAGCUAAUGUGUUUUUGUUAUGCAGUAUGAAACUAUUGAUCUAAUGGUUUAAUGUUGUUAAAGCUGUGCUAACAGCUAUGUGGUAAAGGUAGCAACACUAACAAGUCUAAAGCUAUAUUCAUGGUUGAUAUCACAUCUUCUGCUAAUUAUUUAAAAAAAAAAAAAAAAAAACAAGAAAUUGCUAUAGGAGAAACUAGCAGUUCUCCUAAAAUAUAACAUUUUUCUUAGUAGGCAUCUGUUUUAUUUCCCACCAACAGACCAAAAACAGGUUCAUAACAUGAUCUGAUAUGAUCUCCGUGGAUUAUAACUUUGUGAGACAACCUCGUCAACUUCCAACAGUUCUACAAGUUUUUGUGGUAAUGUGGUUAUCUCAUAUGCACUUCGAUGUGGUAAACCGUGGUCCAGAUGUGGACCCAGCAGAACCAAGUACACUACAUGGC